This is a messenger RNA of Anolis sagrei ordinatus, 1458 nucleotides long. It is a transcript of the gene MTERF3, whose product is annotated as mitochondrial transcription termination factor 3. The record is from RefSeq and is a predicted model, not a curated record. Gene Ontology annotation, molecular function: double-stranded DNA binding. Gene Ontology annotation, biological process: mitochondrial ribosome assembly; mitochondrial transcription; regulation of DNA-templated transcription. Lineage: Eukaryota; Metazoa; Chordata; Lepidosauria; Squamata; Anolidae. Gene Ontology annotation, cellular component: mitochondrion.
CAAGCCUCGCCUCCGCGCUCGGCGUCACAGGCCUUCCUGCGCGUUUGGGAAGCGAGGCCUCCUCACCUCCUCCACGCCUCGCGCCGCUUUUUGAAGUAACGGCUUGAUUCAGGGAAGAACAACUUCAGUAAGAUGGCAUUAUUGACUCAAAAGAUAUCUAGAUGCUCUCCCUUGGUGAAAACUUCUGUUAUUGUAAGCUGCACAAAACAACUGAGAAAACAAUCCAUCAAAACCUGGACACUUCCUCCUGAACAAUUGGGUUUGCCACUAUUUUCCCACUACAGAAAAUGUUGCCAACCAGUAUUAAAGUACUCUAGGAGUUUGCCUUUUGGUAACCAUGUGCCGUGCUGCUGUUCAAGUACUGAUCUGAUUCCGAAUACAGAAAACAAAUCUCUUUCUUUAGUCAAUAAACUGGAAAAUGAAGUAGGACCUAAUAAAGAUAUGAACACAAUGCCUGAAGAUUUGGAAGAUGGAUUACCUUCAUCUGCUUUGGAGGAGAUUUCAGAAGAUGAAGCCCUUCAAAUCCUAGCGAAGCCACCACUACCUUUUGAAUCUUUCACACUUCAAGAUUAUGUUGAUCGUUCAGAAACUUUGCAGAAGCUGGUGCUUCUAGGAGUCGAUUUAUCCAAAGUGGAACAACGUCCAGGUGCAGGCCAACUUCUUCUGAAAUUAGACUUUGAAAAAGAUAUAAGCAAAAUCCUUCUCUUCCUUAAGGAUGUUGGCGUCGAAGAGAAACAGCUUGGUGAAUUCCUCACUAGAAAUCCUUAUAUUCUCAGAGAAGACGUGGAAGAUCUAGAGACAAGGGUAGCAUAUCUAAUAUCAAAAAAAUUCAGCAAGGAAGCAAUUGCACGGAUGGUCUCGAAGGCUCCAUAUUUACUUCUAUUUUCUGUGGAAAGACUGGAUAAUAGGUUAGGUUUCUUCCAGAAAGAACUUGGACUAAACAAUAAAAAGACCCGCGAUCUAGUGACUCAUCUUCCAAGAUUACUGACUGGUAGUCUUGAAAUUAUUAAAGAAAAUCUAAAGGUUUAUGAACUUGAACUUGGCUUUACUCAGAAUGAAAUGCGGCACAUUGUACACAGAAUCCCCAAGAAUUUAAGUAGAAAUAAAAAGAAACUAACAGAGACAUUUGAUUAUUUGCACAACAUAAUGGGCAUUCCACACAAGCUCAUGGUUAAUUUUCCUCAGGUUUUUAAUUCAAAGCUGCUACGAAUUAAAGAGAGACAUAUGUUUCUUACUUACCUGGGGAGAGCACAAUACGAUCCAAAGGAGCCAAGCUAUAUCUCAUUAGAACAACUGGUAGCUUUGCCUGAUGAUGUGUUUUGUGUAGAAGUUGCCAAAGCAGAAGUACAGGACUUCGAAAAGUUUUUGAAAACAAUGUAAAGACUGGAUUUUAAUGUAAAUGUUGUAAUGAUGUCUGAAAUUACUGCACUGAAUAAAAAGUAACAUCUAAUUCUAAAA